CCUUAAUUGCAUAAUAACUUCGAUUAAAUUGUCACAUAAACAUCUAUCAUAUUUCUUUUUGUCAAAACUUAAAAGGUCUCAUUUUUGUUCGAAGCCAACAAUAACAACAUGGAUUGUCGUUUAUCACCCAGCAAUAGAGCAUAAAAUAUGGCGGAAACCUCACAAAAGGAAACAUCUAACGUCGAUCAAAAGACAGAAAAGCAAGAUAAAGAGAACCAAACAGACCAAGCAAAACAAGUACUUAAAAGUCCCAAGCCUCCACUUCCUCCUCGACCUGUUGGACUUAGUAAAAUAGCUGUGGGAAAAAAGAAAUGUAUCUCACCACCUAAAUUGCUACAACAUGUCAAGGAAACACAGAAAAAAGUUGACAGGGAUGAAGAAUGCUUAUCACCUAAACCAAAACGCCCUCCUCAUCCCUUGAACAAGACACCUGAUGCUAGCAUCCCAGAUAAUACUGGGUUUGUGGAGAAAUGCAGAACAAAUGUGACAGGAACAACCUCCCCUUCUCCUCUUCAUCAGGAGCAUUCAUCUUCACUACAUAUUCCCCAAGGUACUAAUUCUGAAAUUGAAGGUAUGUCAUCAGUGCAAAGAUCACAACAGACAAGUACACCAACAAGACCUGAAAAUCCCCAAACAUUUUUUAAAAAAAAAAUUGUUGAUCCUCCUAUCAUAACCAGUUCUUGUACUGCUAAUAAGAUUGUUAGACAUUGCCAGACACCUGAGCGGCCCAGACCACCUAACAGAGCAACAUUAAUUAAUUGUAAGCAUUUGGACGCUGGUACUGAUGUAUCUCAGAACUCUGCAUCUUCAGAAAAACCAGCUACCCCUGUAGUACUACAAACUCCGAAAGUCACAACUGUUGAAAAAAACUUAAAUGUUCAUGGAAAGCAAAGCCCCUCUGUAAAGCCAAAACCACCAAUUCGCCCUAAGGUUAAGGAGGUAGUUAAAGUAUCACACAUUGCUGAAGGAAACAAGAUGAAGAAAUCUAAAUCUUUCGCGGAGACACCACGUAACGAAGAAACUAAGUUGCCCCUAAUUGAAAGAUCUUUAAGCUCAACAGACAUCACUGUUGUACCACAGACAGUGGAAGAUAUCAAUUCUACCCAAGAACUUGUUGUUUGUAUAGAAUCAGAACCAUUGGAUAAAACUACUAAAGUCAAAAUCUUCUCGGAGAAACCUACAGAACCAUCUCUGAAAGAAACAUCAAAAACAGUUCAACCGUCUGACGUAACACAAGAAAACGUUGACAAGGAAAUCCACCCGAGAAAAGAAGGAAAGCCAUCAAGGCCUCGUGCUCCGUCAAAAAGUAAAACAGAAAAAGAUGAAAAGAUUACUUACGAUAAUUCAACGUCAUCUGAUAACUUGCCAAUUAAACCUUUGUCAACUGAAGAUCACCCGCCCUCCGACACGUUGACAAAAUAUGUUGAAUUCGCACAUGGAAACAACAAAUCAAAACACGUUACGCCAAUCAAACCAAGAAACCCUUGUGAAGUCCCCAAACAAAUAAAAGAUAUAUCUCAAGAAAUCAACGAAGAUUGUGAUAAGUCACUGAAACAUGGUGAUAAACCACAAAGGCCGUCAAAGCCCAAGCCCCCCAUGGGUUCUGCAGUUGUCAUUGAUUCAAUAUCGAGCACUUUUCACGAAAAUACUGCAAUUAUUUCCACCCAAUCUCUGAAGAACAAACCGCAAAGACCUUCGCAACCAAAAUUAUUGACUGAACCAGCAGUAACUAAAGGAUCAGAUUGUAGCUCUAAACGUCGUGAAAAAGGAGGUGAGAAACAGGAUUCCGCAAAACCGCAAAGACCUACAAAGCCAAAGCUUCCUUCUGAAUUAAAAACAGCUGACGAAGAAGAAAAAAAUAAACAACAUGACAUCUUAAAAGAUGAUGUCAUGAUACCUAACAAACCACGCAGUUCGACUGAACCAAACUCUGAAAUUACUAUUGCAAAUGUACAAGAUAUGCUUUCUCGGCCUUGUACAGCAAGUGGACCAUCGCCUGGCCUAUCAACACAUGAAGUCUCUUUAUCAAGUUUGCAUACAACUAAAAUAGUUAAACCUAAACCACCUAGACCUCAUGCACCCCAUAUUGAAAAACAAUUGUCUCUUGAAAUGGAAGAAACACCGCCAAAGCCAAAACGAACCUCUUUGUCUGGAUAUACCGAAUUAAAAGGUAAACCAUCACUAAUAAUACCGAAGAAGGAGAGAGUUGUAGUAAUUGAUUCAACUGCGGAAACAGAACUGGUAGAAAAGCCGUCGAAACCCAACCAAAUUAACGAUAGAAGCGUCAACGAGGUCUAUGAAUCAAAAGAGACUAAAAAACUGAGGAACGAUGCUGAAAACGAGGUAAAAAUUGUUUCUGAUGAGUUGGGGAGAAUCCAGGAAACUGAUAAGCAAGAUUUACCACCGGCUUCUGAACGUUCCCGAUCUUUAAAACCUUCUCAACAAGCUUCCCCAAAUGGAUCAAGCAGUGCUCAAGAAGAUAAAUCGAGUGAACGCCAUGGUGUGAGAUUUCGAGUGAGUUCGCUGACUAAAACUGAGAUUGAAUCUUUUAAUCAGAGGAAUUUCCUUGAAAAAUUAAAGGUAAAGGGACCUAUUGCGCAAAACUCUGAAGGUGAAUCAACAAGCAUUCCUAAUCGUAGUUCCAAGCCUCCGCGGCCAAAACCUCCGGUAGCGGGUUGGACAAAGACAACUUGCGAAGAGCUUAAAAACGACACUCUUGAAGUUACAGGGAGUGAAGUUGUGGUCAAUAAUGAAAAUAAUUCUGAAACAACUGAUGUUACCUCUAGUACAACAACCAAAACUAGCGAAGAAAAAGGUUCUUCUGAAACAACUGAUGUUACCUCUAGUACAACAAAAAAAACUAGCGAUGAAAAAGGUUCUUCUGAAACAACUGAUGUCACCUCUAGUACAACAAACAAAACUAGCGAUGAAAAAGAUUCUUCUGAAACAACUGAUGUCACCUCUAGUACAACAAACAAAACUAGCGAUGAAAAAGAUUCUUCUGAAACAACUGAUGUCACCUCUAGUACAACAAACAAAACUAGCGAUGAAAAAGAUUCUUCUGAAACAACUGAUGUUACCUCUAGUACAACAAACAAAACUAGCGAUGAAAAAGGUUCUUCUGAAACAACUGAUGUCACCUCUAGUACAACAACCAAAACUAGCGAUGAGAAAGAUUCUUCUGAAACAGCUGAUGUUACCUCUAGUACAACAACCAAAACUAGCGAUGAAAAAGGUUCUUCUGAAACAACUGAUGUCAGCUCUAGUACAACAACCAAAACUAGCGAUGAAAAAGGUUCUUCUGAAACAACUGAUGUCAGCUUUAGUACAACAACCAAAACUAGCAAUGAAAAAGAUCCUUCUGAAACAGCUGAUGUUACCUCUAGUACAACAACCAAAACUAGCGAUGAAAAAGGUUCUUCUGAAACAACUGAUGUUACCUCUACUACAACAAACAAAACUAGCGAUGAAAAAGAUCCUUCUGAAACAGCUGAUGUUACCUCAAGUACAACAAACAAAACUAGCGAUGAAAAAGAUUCUUCUGAAACAACUGAUGUCACCUCUAGUACAACAAACAAAACUAGCGAUGAAAAAGAUUCUUCGGAAACAACUAAUUUCACCUCUAGUAAAACAAAGAAAACAAGCGAUGAAAGCGAUUUUCAUUUUCUUGAAAAAUUAAAAGUAAAGGGACCUAAUCCUAGCUCCAAGCCUCCGCGGCCAAAGCCUCCAUCAGCGGGUUGGACAAAGACAACUUGUGAAGAGCUUAAAAACGACACUCUUGAAGUUACAGAAAGUGAAGUUGUGGUCAAUAAUGAAAAUGAUUCUGAAACAACUGAUGUUACCUCUACUACAACAAACAAAACUAGCGAUGAAAGAGAUUCUUCUGAAACUGAUGUCACCCCUAGUACAACAAACAAAACUAGCGAUGAAAAAGAUUCUUCUGAAACUGAUGUCACCUCUAGUACAACAAACAAAACUAGCGAUGAAAAAGGUUUUUCUGAAACAACUGAUGUCAGCUCUAGUACAACAACCAAAACUAGCGAUGAAAAAGAUCCUUCUGAAACAACUGAUGCUACCUGUAGUACAACAACCAAAACUAGCGUUAAAAGAGAUUCUUCUGAAACUGAUGUCAGCUCUAGUACAACAACCAAAACUAGCGAUGAAAAAGAUCCUUCUGAAACAACUGAUGUAAACUCUAGUAAAACAAACAAAACUAGCGAUGAAAAAGAUUCUUCUGAAACAACUGAUGUCACCUCUAGUACAACAACCAAAACUAGCGAUGAAAAAGAUUCUGAAGCAAGUGAUGUUACCUCUAGUACAACAACCAAAACUAGCGAUGAAAAAGAUUCUGAAGCAAGUGAUGUUACCUCUAGUACAACAACCAAAACUAGCGAUGAAAAAGAUUCUGAAACAACAUCCAGUAUUAAUGGAAAAGUAGGUGAAGUAACUAAAAGUGAUGCAUUAAUGGAAAAAGAAACUUUAAUUAAACACAUUCCGUCCUGUCUCAAGCACCCUGAGAGAAAAAUGAAACGUCAAGCUCCUCCAGUGCCGGACGAACCUCAUGUGGAUAUAAAGACUGGUGAGAGUCUAAAAUAUGAUAAAGAAUGUCUAGAUAGAACAGAAAAACCCGUAAUGAAUAAAAGUUUUGAAACGACAAAACAAAGUGUUGAGAAAGAUGACAUUACUCAAGUUGAUUGCGUGGACACCAGACCUCAGGAUAAUGAAGCGUUGGAUGCGAAUGGGCAGGACAAUAAGGAUCUUGACGAAACGGAUAGUCCCUUUCAAUCCCCAAAGAAGAAAAAAAUUCCGCCUCCGAAACCAAAGAGAACAUCGUCGUUGAAGAGAGACUCAAAACUCCUUGUACCUAAGCUCGGCACUACAGAAGAAGACGAGGAUUCCAAACAAGAACACAACAAACAGAGUUCAUUAAAUGGAUUAAAUCAAAUCCCGGAGAAUAUUCAAGUAAAUAAAGGUACAGCAGAUGUGACAACAACUACCAACGAAAACGCAGACGAUUCUGGUACGACUACGAUCGAGGGUGUGAAUUAUGCUGAAAACCGUCCUGAGGAAAAACGACCAUUCAAAGCGGUAUCUUCUAACCAGAGCUUUGUAACCCCCCCAAAAAAUAAUAACCAGAAGAUUGAAACCAAAGAAACAUCUGGAGGAACUGUAAUAUCAAGAAGUUUAAGUUUUGGAGGAAUGAUUAGAAAUAAACACCAACCUAAUCCCAGCCCUCCGACUUUUUUUGUGGAGGAGAAUAAAACAAACGUGGAUGUCUGUGAGGAGCUAAGGAAAGAUGACGUCGUUAAAGUAGAAGAAACGUCAACUUCACAAGAAAAUCUUACAGUCCUGCACGCUUUCCAUGACGACAAAAAACAUGACAGUUUCCUCACGACAGACUCUGAUUCAGAAGACGAAAAGGAUAACGAGCCUCAAAAAAGCAAAACCUAUUACAUUUCGAGAGAGAUUUUAUCCACUGAACGAACAUUUGUUGAUGUUGUUAAACUGAUUUCUGAGGACUUUAGAGAAGCUGUGAAGAAGGGAAAUAAGAGAUUUGGAAAGGCUAUCAUUCCUGAUGAUACACUGCAAGAUAUUAUUUUAAAUAUUUCUCAAAUAUAUAAAUUUGAUUCCGAAUUUCUGAAAGCUCUUGCAGACCGCAUGGAAACAUGGGAUGAAGAGCAGAGAAUUGGGGACAUUAUAAAGAAAUUUAGUCCCUUCUUAAAAAUGUACAAAACGUAUAUCCAAGGUUAUGAUAGUGCAAUGUCUGUUUUAACUGAAGCAAUGAAGAAAUAUCCUCAGUUUGCAGAAAUUGUUCGAGAGUUUGAGUGUAGUGAAAGAUGUCAUAAUCUUACUGUUGGGAUGUAUAUGUUAAAACCAAUUCAGAGAAUUCCGAGUUAUCGUUUACUACUGAUUGACUAUUUAAAACAUCUUGAUGAGAAUACGCCGGAUCACAAAGAUGUUUCAGAUGCACUGGCAAUUGUUUCUGAGGUUGCAACCCAUAUUAAUGAAGAUAUGAAACGCGUGGAUAACUUUGAAGAAGUUCUAAAGGUUCAAAGAAGCUUGGUUGGACAAGUUGAAAUUGUUAAACCCGGCCGAGAGCUUAUAAAAGAGGGCGCUCUCAUGAAGUUAUCUCGUAAGGAGAUGCAGCCAAGAUCGUUUUACUUAUUUACUGAUAUUUUGCUGUACACGACACCUGUCGCCAACAACCAAUAUCGUUUAAAUCUUUCAUUACCUUUGGAGGAAAUUACGGUUGAGCUACCAGUCUCGCCAGAUUUUGAAAAUGAGUUUAGUAUUAUUACUACAAAGAAAUCGUUCAUAUUGUCCGCAAGUACUGCUGAAGAGCGAGACGAAUGGCUGGAAGCACUGCGUAAUGCUUCAGAUGAAAUCCGAAAAAAGAAAAUAACAUUUCAUCUGGCGAAGAAAGAAAAAUUGGAGGCACUGUACGAUGAUCAACAACAAGGCGAAGAUAAGAUGGCAAAAUUGGGAUCUAAAGCUCCAGUAUGGAUCCCUGAUGUUCGUGUCACAAUGUGUAUGGUAUGUACAGAUGACUUCACUGUCACCAACAGAAGACACCAUUGUAGAGCAUGUGGAAAGGUAAUAUGUGGUUCUUGUUCCUCUAACUCGGCUCCCCUGGCUUACCUAAAUUAUGAAACAGCCCGAGUUUGUGACAUCUGCUAUGAUGAACUAACCGACACAUCAACAACUCUGACUACUGUUGAAACAAAAGAAAAUGGUGUUGGUUCUGAAAAGAAGGAUACGGUCCCAAAAUUCAAUGCUGUGAAAAAGAGUAGAAGGCUGAAAAUUUUCAAGUCAAAAGAGGUACCCGCGGUGGAGGAAUCAACAAUCAGUGGAUAUCUAAAGACACGCGUGGGUAAGAAGUGGCAAAGAAGGUGGUAUGUGGUAAAAGACAACGUUCUUUACGCUUCGAAAGCAAGUUCGGAUCCUGCCGCACAAGAAACACGUCCGUUACUAGGAUAUGAUGUGCGAGGACCCGAGGCCAUGGACGGAAAUGAUAAAAAAAUAGUAUUUCAAUUAAUUCACGCUGGCACUGAACCUGUCGUCUUGCAAACUGAUAAUAUGAAACAUGGGGAACAAUGGGUGAAUGCAUUACGACGUGCGACAAUAUUACCACAUUAACAUAAUGUAUAUAUAUAUAAUACAUAGACAGAAUACACAAAUUACCCUGGCGGUCAAAAAGAACUGCUCAAAACGAGUUAAAAUGCUCUCAAAUGCAUGAAAUAUCCCUCUAACAACAUGUACGAGUAAAGAUAGACUAGAUUACAUAUAAAAGCAAAGCUAUAUGGAAACAUUUUGUUUACUCUCCUUUGGGCCUUACACCGGCGUGGCAUACUUUCUGUUUCUGUUAACGUGGUAAUCUAAGUUGAAGGAAAUUCAUUCCAUGCCCGUGGACAGUCUUUACAGCAAACCCAUAAAUCAUGUGAAUUAAUUCAUCUCCUUGACAUUGUCCCUCAGAUUUCCAAUAGGGUUAAGGUCUUUUGACUGUGCAGGCCAAUCCAUUUCUGUCACUCUCUCUUCCUGAAACUAUUGCUUGACUAUCAUAGAGGUGCAUUAUAUUAUUGAAGUAUUGCUUCGAAUGAAAGAAUUACCCAAAAUGCCUCUGAAGUUCUCUCCCAUAUUUGCUUCUUUUUUUUAACAAUUUAUGUCUAAGCAGUUCUUUUUGACCGCUAGUGUAUAUUAAAAGAUUGAUUUUCACGAUUCCUGUAACAUACGAUAAUCGCAACAUUUGAGCAGUUCUUUUUGACUGCCAGUGUAUAUGUUUUCCUUUCCAAACGUUGAAACUUAAACUCUCCGUGCACCAGCACGGUUGCGAUGUUCACCUGUUGAGCUCUUAACGUCGGACAAGUUGUUUUUGAAGCAAGUAUGCUUUUUUGCCUUUUGUUUAUAUUUCUUCAGAAAAUAGUUAACUACUUCAAAAGUUGUCGUGUCUAAAUAAGCAAUGAGGCACCAUUCCUUGAAUGGUCGGAGUUUUAAUGUUUUGAAAGGACAGCCCUAAUCAAAUUAUUUGUGAAAUAUAAUGUGUCUUCAUGACAUUGACAGUAUAAAAAAAAAAUUGUAAUCACCCUAUGCAAAA
Messenger RNA from Dendronephthya gigantea, 8092 nucleotides. Its product is annotated as serine-rich adhesin for platelets-like. Gene Ontology annotation, molecular function: metal ion binding; guanyl-nucleotide exchange factor activity. The transcript is spliced from 25 exons. Gene Ontology annotation, cellular component: cytoplasm. The coding region runs from base 148 to 7137 and encodes 2329 amino acids. The record is from RefSeq and is a predicted model, not a curated record. Lineage: Eukaryota; Metazoa; Cnidaria; Anthozoa; Malacalcyonacea; Nephtheidae.